AUGGCUGAGGAUGACCAUUGGCUGAACUUAACUAAUGAGGAAGAAGAAUCAUAUCCUGUUGCUCAUAUAUAUCUGAUGGCUAGGAUUGAGAAUGAUAUAUCUGAGGAUGCGGAAGAAAAAGCAAAUUUGAGUGAUGAGCAAAAACUUAAAUUUGAAAAAGAUCGAGUUGCAUCUUUAGAAAAAGAUCUUAAAAUGCAACAAGAAAGAUACAUUAAGCUUAAUAGUGAAAAUGCUGGAAGUUUUGCAUGGUCUCCAUCUCUGCUAUCUGAGAGCAAACGUUUUACUGAAAAAACGGAUAUCUUGAACAAAGAAUUAUCUGAAUUACAUGAUAAACUUAAAUCUUUGGAAUUAGUUAAUGAUGAUCUGGUUGUAAAGAAAAGUACUCUUACUUUACAAAAUAAGGUUUUAAAUGAAAAACUCAAAGACGUGGAAGAAAAGUUGUACAAGAGAGGGCAAACGGAUCAAACUAUUUUUCAAAAUAAACCAACCGAGACCAUUAAUCCAAGGGAAGGGUUGGGAUACGAAAAUCCGAAUCGUUUAAAGAAAACUCUAUAUUUUACUCCAACGAUUUAUAAAUGUGAAUAUCUUGACCUCGGUCCAGAUUAUCAAAUCAGGUUUAUGAAAUCAUCAGAGGAAGUGGAAAAGCAAGAAGACUUGAACAGGCAAAGAAAAGAUAAAAUGCAAGUUCCUUUUUAUUAUACUGAACUAAAUGAAAGUUAG
This is a messenger RNA of Cynara cardunculus var. scolymus (artichoke), 720 nucleotides long. RefSeq names its product rho-associated protein kinase 1-like. The coding region runs from base 1 to 720 and encodes 239 amino acids. The transcript is spliced from 2 exons. The record is from RefSeq and is a predicted model, not a curated record. Lineage: Eukaryota; Viridiplantae; Streptophyta; Magnoliopsida; Asterales; Asteraceae.